UUAAAUAUACUAAGGUCGACAUGUUACAUACAUAUUCUACAUUAAAAGAGCCCAACUUUAGUUUAGCCCGUUACUCAGCUAGCAACCCUUGGCCUGAACGUUAUGUCAGUGAUGUUUUUUCCCCGAGUCAUUUAACAUUAACCAACUGUGAAGUACCAGUCGAAAUAAGAUCGCCGUUUUGGUUACUUCCAGAAUUUCCAGUUUUUAUAUGUCGACACUCGUUUAAAAACCUCGUUCUCACGGAAACCUGACUGUUUGCAUUUAGCAUUUUAAUGCACUCUGGGGAAAGUAAUUAAGGAGGCUUUAAACCUAAAGAUAAAAGGUUAACACCCGGCGUUAAAGCUCUAAGUAAGGUGUUAGUCUUUGUUAAUCUGUCUUGUUUUUUUUAAAUGUUAUUCUGUUUUAUUCACGAUAACAGGUUAUUAAGAAGUUAUCUGUUUACCUAUUGAUGUGCAUCUGGCUGCUCCAGGUCUUGUGACUCUGCUCCACCCCUCAGGUAAGAGCUGAGGGUCGGGCUGAUGUCAUCCAGUCAGGGUGAAGGAGGGGGUCUUUCUGAGGCUGCCCCAGACAACAACACCAAGGACCUGCUUGACAACCCGCUUCAAACUGCUGCAACAUGCAACACUCCUGAAACACAGGUUUCUCCUGUUUUGGAUGAAGCUUCUCCUUCCUCUACAUCCUCUUUUGAGAUGCUUGACAUGGAAUCGGUUCCACCUCCAUACCAAGAGGUGCAGCCUCACUGGUUCUUCUGCCGCCGGGCAGAUGACUGCACUUCCUGGCAUCCCUUCAGCAGAGAGGACUCUGACAAACUAGAAAACGUUUGCAAUGCUGGUAAGAACAAAUAG
Messenger RNA from Cyprinodon tularosa, 845 nucleotides. Its product is annotated as phospholipase DDHD2-like. The coding region runs from base 519 to 845 and encodes 108 amino acids. The record is from RefSeq and is a predicted model, not a curated record. Lineage: Eukaryota; Metazoa; Chordata; Actinopteri; Cyprinodontiformes; Cyprinodontidae. The transcript is spliced from 2 exons.